Thyridium curvatum is the source of this 1023-nucleotide messenger RNA. RefSeq lists its product as uncharacterized. The record is from RefSeq and is a predicted model, not a curated record. Gene Ontology annotation, biological process: L-citrulline biosynthetic process. The transcript is spliced from 3 exons. Gene Ontology annotation, cellular component: mitochondrion. The coding region runs from base 1 to 1023 and encodes 340 amino acids. NCBI's taxonomy places the organism in Eukaryota, Fungi, Ascomycota, Sordariomycetes, Thyridiales, Thyridiaceae. Gene Ontology annotation, molecular function: ornithine carbamoyltransferase activity; amino acid binding.
AUGGCUGCCACAACCAUGCAAACCAGAUCAUAUUCGACACCACGACACCUUCUCUCCAUUGCUGACCUCUCGCCGGCAGAGUUCACCAAGCUCGUCCUGAAUGCCUCGUCUCACAAGAAGGCCCUGAAAACUGAUAGUAUCUCGGCCCAGCUCGCUCGAAGCUUGGCUGGCAAGACCGUGGCGAUGAUGUUCAACAAGCGAAGUACUCGUACCCGUGUUUCCACCGAGUCAGCUGUGGUCGCCAUGGGAGGACAUCCCAUGUUUCUCGGCAAAGAUGACAUUCAGCUUGGGGUCAACGAGUCACUGUACGAUACCUCGGUCGUCAUCUCUUCCAUGACUUCCUGUAUGGUGGCCCGUGUUGGCCAGCACUCCGACAUCGUCAACCUUGCCAAGGAUUCCUCCGUCCCCGUCAUCAACGCUCUCUCUGAUGACUUCCAUCCAAUGCAGAUCAUUGCUGACUUCCUCACCAUCCAUGACGCUUUCCCGGCCAGUCAGCCGACCGAGUCAAGUUUGGGGCUUGAGGGCUUAAAGGUGGCUUGGGUAGGAGACUCGAAUAAUGUCCUCUUUGAUCUUGCAAUUGCUUGCGUCAAGAUGGGCGUUCACAUCUCCGUAGCUUCUCCCACUGGCUACAGUAUUCCUGAGGCCAUGAAAAAAGUCAUCAACGGCGCGGCGGUGAACGUCUCCAAGCCUGGCAAGCUCACCGAGACUACGGAACCCACUGAAGCGAUCAAGGAUGCUGAUAUCCUGGUAACUGACACCUGGGUCUCUAUGGGCCAAGAGGCUGAAGCCAGGAAACGCAUGGAAGCGUUCAAGGGUUUCCAGAUCACCAACGAGCUUGCGGAACGCGGCGGAGCGAAGAAGGACUGGAAAUUCAUGCACUGCCUACCUCGACACCCUGAGGAGGUUGCGGACGAGGUCUUUUACAGCCACCGGUCCCUCGUCUUUGACGAAGCCGAGAAUAGGCUAUAUGCUGCGAUGGCUGCAUUGGAGGGAUUCGUCGUCAACAAGGGCAAGAUUGUUUAA